CUUGCGCGCCGUCGUCGUCUGCUCCGCUUCCACCGUUUAUUUGUAUCAAUUACAUCUGUCGUAAUCUGUCAUUUUGUCACGAGACCCCGAGAGCACCGUUAUGUUCAACGGUGGAUAAGUGUAUCGAAUAGCACGAGUACUAAGGGAAGCAAGGAUGUUGUUGUACACAUUGAUCGGCGGCUACAUGCUGACCUCGGUGAUACUAUUCAAGUACCCCACCCUGCUGCACAAAAAGAAGAAGGUGAAGUUUUUGUGUCAGCACAUCAGCCAUCGGGGCGGUGCCGGCGAGAGCUAUGAAAACACGAUGUGCGCGUUCAAACGAGCAGUGGCUAUUGGAACACAAAUGUUGGAAUUAGAUUGUCACCUUACAAGAGAUGACGAAGUAAUAGUCUCUCAUGAUCAGAAUCUUUUACGUAGUACUGGUAUAGAUAAGAAUAUCGCUGAAUUGGAUUACAAAGAUUUACCGCUCUUAAAGCAAUGUUUACCAAUUGAUUUUGAUCCAGAUGUGGAAUAUGUUGGUUCGGCGAAGGAAGAGGAUCGACGAUUUGCAUUGUUACGAGAAGUCUUUGAGGCAUUCCCCAAUAUCCCCAUUAACAUUGAUAUUAAGAUCAAUAACGAUCGGCUCAUAUCGAAAGUUUCCGAUCUUAUAAAGGAAUUCAAUAGAGAAGAAUAUACAGUUUGGGGGAACUUUAGUGAUGAAGUCACACAGAAAUGUUAUAAAAUGAAUCCAAAUGUAAAUUUACUAUUUUCAAUGCAACGAGUAGCAAUGUUGAUACUUCUUAUGUAUACUGGCUUGUUACCAUUCGUACCAUUAAAGGAAACACACCUUGAAAUUUUCUUACCUUCAAUUUAUUUACGAAGAAAAGGAGGUCCGAGUCCAACAUUUUUACCAUUGGAAAAGUUGGUAGUACGUACGAUUAAUGUAUUAUUAGUGAGGCCGUGUUUAUUUAAUCAUUUAAGAGCACGAGGUAUACAUGUCUAUUUUUGGGUCUUGAAUAAAGAUGAAGAAUUCGAAAGAGCAUUUAAUCUGGGAGCAACUGGCGUAAUGACAGAUUAUCCAACAAGAUUAAAAUUAUUUUUAAAGAAACGUACACUAGAAUGAACCGAAUAGAUUUCCAAAUAAUCACAGAUAACACAAACUACUGAAAAAAUUUGCGGAGUUAUUUAUAUCUGGGGAAAGAUAUCUGCCAUGAUAAGCCAGAAGAUAUAUAAGAAUAAACAAAGUAGUAUAUUUUUUAUAAGCAAAGCAAAACUAUUUGCUUAUGUUCUGUGUAUAAAUGCCAAUUUUGCCACAAUUAUGACAGUUCGUACAAAUUAAUUCAUUAGCGAAAUUGCGUAUACAAUAUGCAUUGUAUACGCUGCACACAAUAGUUUAUUGUAUUAUUAUUACAUUAUAAUGCGGGUAUCCAUUCAUGGAAUAAGAUUGCUCUGGCCUCGUAAAUUUUCCAAUUAUUCAUCUUCAUUUUUUGCUUUAUCGAAAAAUAUAGGAUGUCCUGAAAUUCGGAAAUCAAAAUACCAUAGCAAGAAAAUUUUUGAAAAGAAUAAGUUAAAAAAGUAUUAUCAUUUUUCGUAGU
Mycetomoellerius zeteki is the source of this 1574-nucleotide messenger RNA. Its product is annotated as glycerophosphodiester phosphodiesterase domain-containing protein 1. Gene Ontology annotation, molecular function: phosphoric diester hydrolase activity; phosphatidylcholine lysophospholipase A1 activity. The coding region runs from base 155 to 1102 and encodes 315 amino acids. Gene Ontology annotation, biological process: glycerophospholipid catabolic process. The transcript has 7 exons. NCBI's taxonomy places the organism in Eukaryota, Metazoa, Arthropoda, Insecta, Hymenoptera, Formicidae. Gene Ontology annotation, cellular component: endoplasmic reticulum membrane. The record is from RefSeq and is a predicted model, not a curated record.